Molecule: messenger RNA, 1890 nt
Organism: Bolinopsis microptera
Lineage: Eukaryota; Metazoa; Ctenophora; Tentaculata; Lobata; Bolinopsidae
Product: SHC-transforming protein 1-like
Exons: 13
Coding region: 89-1636 (515 amino acids)
Biological process (GO): intracellular signal transduction; cell surface receptor protein tyrosine kinase signaling pathway
Cellular component (GO): plasma membrane
Molecular function (GO): receptor tyrosine kinase binding
Source: RefSeq, a predicted model, not a curated record
GAUUUUGUGGAGUUCCUCAGUUUUUGUCACCAUAUUAAUCAUAUAAAAUAAAUUUAUUCACUCUUAAAAAUUACCAUUAUUAGGGAAAAUGGCUACACGAAGAAGAGAGAAGCACACCAAAGAACUGAUAUGCAACAAAGAGGUUGCUUUUUAUACUGUGUAUAUUGGAAGUAUAACAGUCGAUAGGUCUAUGAGAACACUCCCAUAUGAGAUGAGGACUGCUGUCACCAAGGAAGCCAUUGUUAAAGUAUGUACUGCGGCCCAGUGUAUGAAACAAGAUAUGAAACGUCCCAAGGGCAUUAAACAGAUCAACAAGAUUUUGACUCAGCCUCCCGAUGUAAACAGGAUAGGGGUUAACUUCACAGUGUCACUGGCCGGUCUCAAAGCUCAAAGAAGUGAUAACGGCAAGAUACUGAUGAAUCAUUCGAUGUCUUCAAUAUCGUUCGCCAGCUGUGGGGAAACGCCGUUCAAGUCAUUUGUGGGUUACGUUGCAAAAGAUCCUGCCAGAGGGAGAUCAUGUCACGUGUUUAACUGUUUUGGGGACGCCCAUGAUGUGGUCUCUACAGUGGGGGAGGCGUUCUCCAUCAAAUACGAGGAUGUCCUGAGUAAACAUAGCCAGUGUAACUCGGGAUCAUUCGAGUUUAUAGAGGUUAACACUGGGUUCUUCCAGAGUAUAUUUGAAGAGAGUGAGAACACAGCACAGAAUAAUCAACUGUCCGCAGCCAACAAGCUAUCAGAUAUGGGGCAGCUGACCGGAAGUAAAAGUGAACAGAACUUACCUCUACUCUACGAGAACUUGCCCCGUAAAGCAGUGGUCAGCACCCCCAAGCUUAGCAACUCCGCCCUGCUCCCCAGAAAGGUGGAGAACAGCAUUUUCUACAUUCCUAAGCCGGAGGAGAGUAAUUGUUGGCCCCGGACAAACUACUGUCCCUCUCCUCCAAGCAGUCCUGGACUGAUAGGAGGCAGGAGGAAGGCACAAUCGGAGGUGAUGGAGUCAUCAGACCGGUCAGAAGACGUACCACCACACUCCCCAGACAGUAACCUAUCACCCACUCGAACGGCGCCCCAAACUCUACCAGCCCCGCACUCUGCUCCUCUUAAAACUGCUCCUGUGAAACCACCCCGUCCUAAGAUCCCUAUCUACGCUAACAUUGAUGAGGUGGAGAGACAGACUCACGGCGCAGCAAGUGAUAGCGGCUCUUCUGGUGUUAAUCCUGAGGAAAGUGUGCGUGCGACGCCUGAGGAACUGAGAAAGAACUUAGAAGCUCUGGAAUGCAGCUUGGAUGAAAUAUCUUCUGAAAAGAAUUCUCAACAGAAACCUGUGAACCCAUACAGUAAAAUGAGCUGGUUUCACGGCAAGAUAUGCCGAGAGGAAGCAGAGCGACGCCUCAAAUACCAAGGAGACUAUCUGGUCCGUUCCCAUGGUAACGGACAGUUUGUUCUGAGCUGCAUGGACAGUGGACAUGUUCGACACCUCCUCUUAGUCGACCCUCACGGACAGAUCCGGACGAGAGAUAGGAAGUUUGUUAGUAUCACCGACUUGGUGACACACUACGCGACGAGUGGCGAAUGUAUCGUUAGUGAGGGAUGUGCUCUCCGAAUUGUUCGACCUGUUCCUCAGUUGCAACCUUCAUGACUCUGAUGCAAUGUUUCCUUGGAAUGCCCGGAAUUUUUGUAAAUCGAACUCAAAAGUACAACUUUCGUUUCGAGAGGGGACAAUUGGCCCCACUUAAUCGCAUGAAUAUUUGACUUGUUUGGUCGCGUUUUUUGUUUGUUUAUUAUUUUGACCUCUCUGAGGAUUCUGUGUAGCGAUUUGUUUCCACUUUUAGAGAGAAAAAUGCCAACAUAAUUUUGUAGAUUUCCAUUGCUAUUUGUACAAAAACAAUUCAA